Molecule: messenger RNA, 568 nt
Organism: Ostrea edulis (European flat oyster)
Lineage: Eukaryota; Metazoa; Mollusca; Bivalvia; Ostreida; Ostreidae
Product: peritrophin-1-like
Exons: 3
Coding region: 47-460 (137 amino acids)
Cellular component (GO): extracellular region
Molecular function (GO): chitin binding
Source: RefSeq, a predicted model, not a curated record
UGAAUCGGAUGUUUGAUGUGCAGCACAGCAAUUAUCACAUUGUAAAAUGAUUGUGUUAAUGUUUUUGUGUUUUGGUAUAUUUGUUAGUGUUACCGAAGGAAAGACAAAAGCCUGUGUCCAUGGAACGUUUAGUCCACAUCCAACUGAAUGCUCGAUGUACCAGGUAUGCGUCCAUGGACACCAGAUGAACAUGACAUGUGUGUAUGGAACUGCAUGGGACCAGAAAACGUCUUCGUGUGUAGACGCAGCGGAGAAAGGGUGUAAAAUCAAAGAUAAAUCAUCUGAUUCGUUUUCGUGUCCCUCUACCUUCGGUCAGUUCCCCGACCCCAAGGACUGCACCAAGUACUACGUGUGUUCGUUCGGAACAGCCACAGCGAAACAAUGUCUCAAAAACACGGGAUGGGACCCAAAGCUGAAGUUGUGCAACUACCUGAGUAAUCUACCCAAGUGUCCUCCGUAACUCCAGUCCUAUAAUCAUAUGGACGCUUUUAUCUAUCAAUUUUCUUUUUUUUCUUUCAAAUUUCUUUUCAUGUUAAAUUUUUUUUCGAAAUAAAAUUUAGAGAAAUUA